UACYAUCACCGGUGUACUACGAAUAACAUCCCGUACAGGAGUUAUUAGUUUGUCUUGCUCUACAAAAGUUCAAAUUCACGUGGAGCAAAUUCWCACCGGAAGUUAGCUGAAAAGGAAAUCGGAAGUGAAAUUAAGCCAAUCAGAAGUCAGUGAGUUUGCCCUAAUAACCUUGGGGACCAAUAGACGCGCUAGUUGUGUUACAGACCAGGUGUUACCUAGCAACCACAGACGCUCAGAGAUAUAAAACAGCAGUGCUUACUGAAAACAGAAAUUCCGUAACUCUGCACAAGAAGCAUUUGAGUAUUUCGGGUCUCCAAACUUGCUUUGAUUUUUCUCCAAGUUUGUGGGGAGUUUAACCAACAAGAUGACAACUCAGUCGUUUGUAGAAACAGCGAAGUAUCUGUCUUCUUCGUCCUUCGAUCCCCCGGCAUACCUGAGACCGGUCGGUGGACCAUACGAGACGACGUACACCGCAUCGUUUCAAGGAAUCAGGCCUCAYACMUCACCGUUUACAAUGAGACCUUUAACUUURUCGAGAUCCUAUGAAUUCCCUUCUAAGAUUCUUCAAGGAUCUUCAACAGGAUUAGARCAUYURCCGUACUCUACGGUCACCCACCGUUCCAUCCACAAGUACACCCCACAACAAUGGCGUUCCUCAAAUGUGUUGAACGUUUCCUCUGGAGAAAAAGAACGAGCUACAGCUGAGAGAUUAAGAGAUGAAUGUUCAAGGCUUCGUACGGAGACUGCUUUGCUUACUCACCGAACUCAAAUGGAUGUAAAUAAGAAACUGGAUAAYCGUAUCCAUGACAUCAACUACUGGAAGGCAGAACUUGAGAARCARCACAACGAGACCGUGGCUGAGAUCAAAGCUCUUCAAGCAUUCAUCGGCCGACUUGAGAAGGCUUUAGCCGCUACAGAAAAACCCCUGAAUAUCGCUCAACAAUGCUUGGGAUUUCGAGAAAGGAGAGCUAGGAUUGACUUGGUCCACGACAGUGUAGAGAACCAUUUAUCAAAGGAAGUUGAAAUGAUUGAAAAUGUACAAGCUUUGUURAAGAAAACCAUGGAUCAAGCACAUGAACAACUGUGGCUCCUGCGAAGCGCUAAAACUCAGCUCGAGAAGGACUUGGGCGACAAAUAUGGUGCGCUGAACAUUGAUGGAAAAUGUUCUACUCUCAACAACUUCUCCAAGGAGAUCCAUUUUGCACCAMAUUCUGUAACAAUCCAGCAACACUCUUUCACACCAGAUGAAUGGGAAGGCUAUUCCUCAGAAAACAUCGCUAAGGCUGAACGAGAAAGAAAAGCAUCAGUUGCUUUGCGUUCUGAGAUCAAUGGAAUCCUUAUGCAGACGUACGUCGACUUGAAGAACAUCUACGAGACAGUGAACAACGAGUUCUCGAAACGYAUCCAGGAGACCGAUGCUGCCAAGAAACAACUGGAGAAAGAACUUGCAAGGGUAAUGGAUGAGCUUGCCUCGAUGGAAAACAACAUCCGUGACCUCAGAAUGGCCAUUGCYGAGAAAGAAGCACCACUCAAAGUUGCCCACACAAGACUAGACAAGCGCUCAAUCCGUCCUAACGUUGAGCUGUGCCGAGAUCCUGUUCAAUACCGUCUUGUGAACGAGGUUGGUGAGAUCAAUACCUCAAUUGACAGGCUGAGAAUGAGACUUGCUGAGGCUGAGGCAUCCAUGCAGGCGUUGAUACGUAACAAGGAAAACCUGGAAGAUGACAUUGAGGUGAAAACAAACAGCUUAUUUAUCGACCGAGACCAGUGUAUGGUUAUCAGGCAACAGACCAGGCAUAUAUCUCACUAAGCCACCUUAAAUCUUAUUUACUAGAGCCACCUUAAUUUCCUGUCAGUAAGAUCACACGCGGGCUCUAGUUAAAUCUCUGUGCUAAGUAUCGAAAUAUAGGAAAAGCUUACUAUCAUGGAGAAAUAUACUGUUGGAAAAUCGAGAUUUGUGAAUGAUUUCAAUACUCCAAAAGCAAAUUCAGCUGUAUUGCACUGUGAAAUAUUAAAAGUAAUUGCUAAAUAUGAUAACAUUUUAUGCUAAAUAACUAUUUUAGGCCUUUUUUUYACCCUAAAGCGUUUUCUUCUCCCUUGAAUUUUUUACGUCCACAAAAUGCAGAAGAUAAACCGACGAAUGUGGGAAAAUUAUUACAAUAGCAAUUAGUAUAGCUCUUUUAAAAAAAAAUCCUUUUUAGCCGAAAAAAUAUUGUAAAAAUUCAUUAUGGAUUAAUUAUCAGCAGCAGCCAUUUUCACUGUAUAAGUGAAUGAGCCGAAAAGAUAUUGAUUGAACGGAGUCGGAGAGAUUGGUGAUUGCACGAUGGCAAUGAACUAUGGGUAUUAGCUUAAUUGAUUAAUUAAUUAGUUUUAUUAAUUAGCAAUGGAUCGAUCACUAUUAGAAAGCAAUAAUGUUGAAUUAUAUUAGGAAAUAUGAGGAUGUAUGUACCUACAGSAAUUAUUUUGAUUUGCGCUGUAUCUAAAAAAGGUAACCAUGGUUCCUUGCGUGCGAGCAGUGACGUCAUUCUCUCCAGGCAACUCCUAUUAGCUUUAUCUUUUGCCGAGUAUGAAUCGAAAGUUGUAUAUAAUUAUAGUUUUCUUUUGAAAAUCUUAUUGUGGGGAAAGAUGUAUUAAUUUUUGGUUACGAAAGAACAAGUGAAGACAGAAGUACUUCUGGUGAAGAGCAAGGUUUCUGAACCAAUUGUUCUAUUAUCCUCCGGAAAGUGAAACUCWUUGGUUUCGGAACCGUGAUUUCAUGAAUCGAAUCAAAAUAUGCUCUAGUAGAUCAUCGAAUUUAGAAAAAAAUUGGUUGUAAGCGCCGGMUAUUAUAUGAUCACUUGUGUUUUUUAUCACUUUUAGACGCGUGCCUUGUUAAUUGUGUGAAAUUGUUUAAAUCAACGUAAAAUGUACUAGUAAAAAGAAAAAUUGUUAACAGGUAGUGUUGCAAGAGUGUUGAUUUUUCGUCGCUCAUUGUUGAAGUGAAGAGAUGUUAUGAGACAACAUUUCAAAAAAUAGAGGAAGUCUUAAAUACAUAGCUCUCUUGCGAUGCUAUAAAUGUUGAUCGGUUUGAUUUAAAAUAGUGAAAUGUUAACAAAAUAUUUCUAUUUAUAUGUUAAAAAGCAUGUGAAGAUUUGGAAAUAAAAGAUUGCAAUAAUUAAGAUG
This is a messenger RNA of Exaiptasia diaphana, 3162 nucleotides long. RefSeq names its product tektin-1. Gene Ontology annotation, biological process: cilium movement involved in cell motility; cilium assembly. Gene Ontology annotation, cellular component: microtubule cytoskeleton; nucleus. The transcript has 6 exons. Lineage: Eukaryota; Metazoa; Cnidaria; Anthozoa; Actiniaria; Aiptasiidae. The record is from RefSeq and is a predicted model, not a curated record. The coding region runs from base 365 to 1810 and encodes 481 amino acids.